AUGUACAGGUUGGAGUGCGGGGUAAGACAGGGAGGGCUGACGUCACCCAAGCUCUUCAACCUGUACAUGAAUGGCUUGAUCGAGGAGCUCAGCAGCGCCGGUGUCGGAUGCUCAAUUGAUGGAAAUUUCAUCAAUAACAUCAGCUACGCGGAUGAUAUGGUGCUGCUGUGUCCUUCGAUUAGUGCCCUUAGAAAGCUGCUCUCAAUUUGCGAGUCAUAUGCGGCGACCCAUGGACUUAAAUACAACACAAAAAAGAGUGAGCUCAUGUUGUUCAAGGCGGGAAGGACGUCAUAUGACUCCAUACCUUCAGUCUCACUCUGUGGCUCUCCUCUACCGAGAGUAAGCCAAUUUAAGUAUUUGGGUCAUUGGGUCACCGAAGACCUCAGUGAUGACCUAGACAUCGACAGGGAGCGCAGGGCGCUGGCAGUUAGAUGCAACAUGCUGGCCCGCAGGUUCUCACGGUGCACAGAACCUGUUAAGAUAACACUGUUUAAGGCCUUUUGUCAGUCGUUCUACACGUGCAGCCUGUGGGUCAACUAUACGCAGAAGGCCUACAGCGCCCUGCGAGUACAAUAUAAUAAUGCUUUCAGAAUGAUGUUGGGGCUGCCGCGGUUCUGCAGUGCUUCAGGAAUGUUUGCUGAUGCCAAUACGGACGGCUUUCACGCCAUUAUGCGUAAAAGAGUGGCUUCCCUGAUGCACAGAGUCCAAGGCAGUACCAACAUCUUCCUGAAAGAUAUAGCUGGCAAGUUCGACGGCCCUAUCCUGACUCAUUGGAUGAGGCUGCACGUCAUCAGCCGGUGA
Plutella xylostella (diamondback moth) is the source of this 801-nucleotide messenger RNA. The record is from RefSeq and is a predicted model, not a curated record. Lineage: Eukaryota; Metazoa; Arthropoda; Insecta; Lepidoptera; Plutellidae.